CGCUCUUAUUCAAGUCAUGCCGGAGCGCCAGAUCACUCUGGCUUCCAGAUCUGGCUGUUGAACUUCCGACGUGCGAACAGCAGAAUAGACUAACGGGCAGAGGUGACCGCAAAACGUAGCUCAUGCCUAUGCAACUGUUCAGACCUAAGCCACUCCCAUUUAAUCAUUCUGACGUCCUAAACCUAUGACGCCGUUUCUCCAGCACUGAUAUAAAUGGCCCUCUGGACCACUGACAUGUUUUUUUCCAGCAUUCCUGUCCCUGCUCGAUCAUGCAUAACGUCCUGCGAUCCAGUUCUGUCUAUUCGGUUCUCGCUCUCAUAGGCCUAGUUGCAGGCUCAUGCAGCUCACCAUACAGUCUUUCCCUGUGUUGCAUUUCUCUCGGUCCAUACAGUGACAACGCAUAUGUGUGGGAGAACGAAUGUGGCUUCGACUCGUCCGACGAGAGCAUUCUCGUUGCAGCCGGAUGUGAAGUGUCCGCGACUGACUGCUCCGAGAAUAUGUAUGAGGCGUGUUGCGUGGAAUAUAUGCCAGGUUGCCCCUCGUACGAUGGAGCCGUUGGAUAUAAUUGCACGGGAUCUCUGGUUGAAUGAGCGCGGCCGUGGCGUGUCCAUUAGCAGACCUUCCGCUGCAUGUAUUUCCCUCGACGAUUCUUGAACCGCUCACGAAGCUGAUCUUUAAGUGUCUGGUGUUGAGCGACGUCGAAGGCUCAAAGUCGAGCUGCGGGAUGACCGCGGUCGCGAAUUAAAUAAAUUACGCUUCUCCGU
Laetiporus sulphureus 93-53 is the source of this 764-nucleotide messenger RNA. RefSeq lists its product as uncharacterized. The record is from RefSeq and is a predicted model, not a curated record. The transcript is spliced from 3 exons. Bases 270 to 590 code for a protein of 106 amino acids. NCBI's taxonomy places the organism in Eukaryota, Fungi, Basidiomycota, Agaricomycetes, Polyporales, Laetiporaceae.